CGCAUGCGCGCACCGUAAACCACCACCAGCCACUGCCAGCCCCAAAUCAGUCGGUCAAGAGGCGCGUUGGCAUAACAUCGAUGUGAAAAUAUUUACGCGAGUUUAGCAAACGAAAUAAAUGAACUGAACGGUCGAAAUGGAAAGUGUUUUUAGCCACUGACUGAAAUUGUGGAUGAUCGUUUUAUGGUGGACAUUUGAACAGUGGCAAAGUGGUGGUUUCAAGCGAAACCUUACAGUCAUAGUGCCGACGAGUAGAAUGAGUUGAGUGUGCGCAAGACAGAAUGGAUAAGUUUUAUGUGAAGCCCAAGAGAAGUUUAAAGGCUGGCGCCGCCGCCUCUUCCACACUGGCCUCCUCCGUUGUGGGGGCGGUAUCGAGAAAGUCUGCUGCCGAAGUGUAUCCAGCCACAGCAAAUGCUCGAGCGACGGGCGUGGGCAAAUUCUAUUCGAAAAUAAGACACACCAUAGAGGACAAUUUAACGCCAAAGAUUAGCGGAAAGCUUUACAAAGGAGGCAAGCAUUCCAAGUCAAUGACCGCCCUGAGCUCCUUGGAAUCAUCCAUGGGUAAAUACACGUUGACGAGCAAAUGCUCCGACACGUUGGAGAGCAAGCCAACGGCUAAGCAAGGACCCUCGUUGACCACCUGUGAAACUUCUGGCUCGAGCAUUUCAAACUAUUUUACACAAAAAGCCUCUGGGGCCUAUGUGGACAGCGAUGAGGAUGAGGCGCAGCUGAGUCUGAAUCUGGUAAAGACAUCGCUGGAGGAUGAAAUAUUUGAGGAAUUGGAAAAAGUCGCCCACGACGAACACAAAUUAAAUGCGGUGCUAAAAACAUUUGAUAAAAUCAUGUUUGACUACAACGACCCACUACCCCAAACAAAGGCCAGCGAUAGCGGAAAAGAUCAAGAGCUCUCUGUGGAGAUGGUUGUAAAUAAGACAAACGAGGGGGAGGCGGAGGCGCGGGCCUUUGCCGCCGAUGAGGGCAAACAAGCAAACACACUCAGUUCUAUGGCAAAAGAUCCCCCUGAAGGCAGUGAGAUAAAUCAAUUCAGUGAACAAUUGCAAGCAGUAGAGAGCAGCCAGCAGACAGAUUGUCGCCAUGAAACCGAAUGGCGAACGGCAAACAAUAGGAAACUGGAGAAAUCCUCAUCUUCCCUUUCGUUGACACGUCGAAAGUGUUAUCAGUCUCCGGACUCGCCCUGCCUGCGACAAAUGAAGCAUGUAUUUGUUCAACAGCAGCAGAGGCUACGCUCAAAAUCUGUAUGGGAACUGUCCAAUUCCACAAAGAUCCCCAUACUGAAGGCCAUGCCAUUGCAAAAGAGAAGCAAAAGUUUUUGUUAUCAAUCACAAAACACUGAGGUUGUGGCGAAGCAAGAAAAGCCUAGGGAAAUGGAUGCAGCGACAGCAAAGACAAGUCUGGAAAGAAGUAAAACAGGGCCAGCUGCUAAGAAAAUGAUGACCAGGACGUCGAAGUAUGUGAACAUCAAGCCCUCGAAUGACAGCAAAGGAUUGAAAUCAAAACAAACUGCAACAUCCAUUGCCUCCAAUCCGCUCAAAGUAAGGCAGGAACCGAAAUCUAAAACUCGUUCAGGGGAUACUCAAGUCAUGCAACCCAGACGCACCAAUUCAAAUGCAAGUCUUACGGCAAAGACUAGAGCUGCGGCUUCCCAGUCACCACCAGUGCCACCUCGUCGCAGUAAAACCAGCGAUGAACUGCUGGACAAAUGCUUGGAAAAGGGCCAACAAAUAUUGAGAAAAGUUGAGUCGUUGAAAACCCAGCAACGCUCCCCAACGACGGGCAAUAGAAAACCAGUGGUGCGUCUCAAAUCAAAUGGCGGCAAUAAAAUCUCCAAGGAGGCGACCAACACGCUGCGACGCAAAAAGCUGCAGCAAAAACUCAACUAUGCCAAUGAGGACAAGAUUUCGCCGCCCUCAUUGGAAUCUUGCAGGAUUAUUCCACCUGACUUUGCCGAGCACACCAAGAGAAAUGCCGCAUUGCUGGUGAACGUGGUGCACUUGACGAAUGUCACCCGCAGCUCCAUAACUCCCAAACGACAAAUGUCUGCAGACAGUGGCAUUGCUACGAACGCUUGCAAUUCGUUAGACUUCAUGCCUCCCAAAGCCUCAGCAGCUACACCCACAGACCAUGAGUCCGAUGAUUCGGAUGAUUCUGGCCAUAUUUCAAAUGAGAAUAUGGAAGUUACCAUCAAUCACCAGCCAUCGAGUGCCUCAUCGACGAACAGCUUAAGCGGAAUCGACCAGCAAGCAUCAGCCUCAAACUGCCCCGCAAAGAGUAUGCAAUUGGCCAGUGACGAACCUGACAGCGUUAUGCCAAGAAAGCCUCAGCGUGUUUGCACCACAUGUCGUAUAGCCCAGGUGGAGUCGGUCAGGCUAAUACGAACGCAUGUUGAAAUCUAUCCCAACUUCACCAAAGAGGUAACUAUUAGGCUUCACUAGUCAGUCGGUCGAUCGGUCGGCCGGUCGGUCGAUUUGCUCGGUCGGCCUCAAUGGAGUAGAAUGGCGUGGUGUGGUGGUUUUUUAUGCAACUUUUACAUGCAAUUUUACACUUGAUGGGCUUUAUAGUAUUUUUUUUUAAAUUCAAAUUUUUAUUGUUUGUUUUGCUUAUUUAUUACUGUUACGUAUUGUAUUAUAAGUGUGUAUGUA
Molecule: messenger RNA, 2660 nt
Organism: Stomoxys calcitrans (stable fly)
Lineage: Eukaryota; Metazoa; Arthropoda; Insecta; Diptera; Muscidae
Exons: 1
Coding region: 282-2453 (723 amino acids)
Source: RefSeq, a predicted model, not a curated record